This is a messenger RNA of Encephalitozoon romaleae SJ-2008, 1125 nucleotides long. RefSeq names its product Ste12 transcription factor. Gene Ontology annotation, cellular component: Ste12p-Dig1p-Dig2p complex; nucleus; Tec1p-Ste12p-Dig1p complex. Bases 1 to 1125 code for a protein of 374 amino acids. Gene Ontology annotation, biological process: regulation of DNA-templated transcription; sexual reproduction. Lineage: Eukaryota; Fungi; Microsporidia; Unikaryonidae. The transcript has a single exon. The record is from RefSeq and is a predicted model, not a curated record. Gene Ontology annotation, molecular function: DNA-binding transcription factor activity.
AUGAAUGCUCAAAGUGAUAAGGAACUGUUUGAGUUUCUAGCCAAUGCCCCAAAGGAGUUUCGAGAUGGCGAAAGAAUUAAGAAGUUUCAGUUAAAGAAUGGGGAUUACAUUCAUUGUGUAUUAUGGAAUAUGCACUUCUUCAUUACUGGAACAGACAUAGUAAAGAUAUUAGUCUGGAGAUUCCAGAACGCUGGUAGGUGCUUAACCAGCUUGAAAAAAUUUGAAGAAGGUGUAUUUUCUGAUUUAAGAAAUCUAAAACCUGGAAUAGAUGCAACACUUGAAGGCCCUAGAAGUGAGUUUUUAGAGUUUCUAUAUAAGAAUGGGUGUAUAAGGACGCAAAAGAAACAGAAGGUUUUUUACUGGUAUAGUGUUCCACACGAUGCUUUGUUUUGUGAUGCAUUAGAAAGGGACUUGAGAAGAGAAACAAAUCUAUUUACAUACAAUAAGUACAUUAAUAAUCUCACAAGAAACAGUAUGCUUCCUCAUGGAAUGGUUGGAUUUGUAAGCCAUACACGGCAAAACAGUAAGAGAAUUGGAGUGGAGGUUGAUCCACGAUAUUUAAGGGGUAUAGAAAAUAAGGUUCUUCCAAUGGGAAUGAUGUACAGUCAGGGAAGGCCCAUACCGCAACAGGGCAUACUCUUUGAUCAACAGCACCACAAGAAGGCACCUACCGUACCUCCCCAGCAGAAAUCACCAACUAUAUAUGACAAACAAUUUGAAGAAAUACAAAAAAAUGGGUUUUUAGACCAGACAUUUCCUGGGUUCAAUAUUAAGGACAAAUUAUUUUCUUCUGGAGAUCAACAGCUUGAUUAUGACCUCCACAGGACAGAUGGCUUGUUUUGUAAUGACUUAUUUAGCACGGCAAUAAUUGAAAAGCCUUCACCGAAUCCAGAUAUAGGGUCUUCUAAAAAAAGCAAAAUUUAUAACACAACACCAUCUUCGUUUCUUGAAGAACUUCCUGAUGGGUUUUCUCUCGACGACUUUGACUUCCUUAAGGAUCGCGCAGAAAAAAUAAACGCAGAUGAUGAGUCUCGUCAAGGCUCUCUUAAGGAAGGAACCAACCAAAGAAUCCCUCAUGAUGGCGUCACCCUGAUUCCAAAUGCAAAAGGUAGUCUCCAAAAAUAG